CGUGUUUUUGUGCAGUACCGGAAGCAGGCGGUAGUGAUAUAGCGGAACUCCUGCUUAUGUUCCGGUCUCUAUCGUGUCAGCCUCUGGGGGAAGAUGACGAAGGGAACAUCGUCAUUCGGUAAGCGUCGCAACAAGACGCACGCACUGUGUCGCCGGUGUGGCUCCAAGGCUUACCAUCUCCAAAAAUCAACCUGUGGAAAAUGUGGUUACCCCGCCAAGCGCAAGAGAAAGUACAACUGGAGUGCCAAGGCCAAGAGACGUAACACCACUGGAACAGGACGUAUGAGGCACCUGAAAGUCGUGUACCGCAGAUUCAGGAACGGAUUCCGUGAAGGUACAACCCCCAAGCCCAAGAGAGCUGCUGUUGCAGCUUCAAGCUCCUCUUAAAGAUUUUGGUUAAAUAAAUGUUCUGUUUAAAAAAAAAAACUAAAAAAAAACUUUGUACUCUUUAUUGCCACUUGUAUCACCAUUAAGAAACUACAGGGACAAACGAAGGUAACAACGUGACUCAGAGCAACUGGCAUCAUUAAUGGCAUCUGUUUGAAUAUUAAAGUGUUUGUCAAACUGCUUUUAAAUGUGGUACGUAUGGACUAUUUAACUACAGCAAUCUGAAACAUCUCAGGAAUGUCACAGUAACUAUACUGGUUAAUUAACAAAAAAAAUGAAA
Acipenser ruthenus (sterlet) is the source of this 667-nucleotide messenger RNA. Its product is annotated as large ribosomal subunit protein eL37. Gene Ontology annotation, molecular function: RNA binding; structural constituent of ribosome. Lineage: Eukaryota; Metazoa; Chordata; Actinopteri; Acipenseriformes; Acipenseridae. The transcript is spliced from 4 exons. Gene Ontology annotation, cellular component: ribosome; cytosolic large ribosomal subunit. The record is from RefSeq and is a predicted model, not a curated record. The coding region runs from base 94 to 387 and encodes 97 amino acids. Gene Ontology annotation, biological process: translation.